Messenger RNA from Mercurialis annua (annual mercury), 1018 nucleotides. RefSeq lists its product as uncharacterized. Bases 102 to 542 code for a protein of 146 amino acids. NCBI's taxonomy places the organism in Eukaryota, Viridiplantae, Streptophyta, Magnoliopsida, Malpighiales, Euphorbiaceae. The record is from RefSeq and is a predicted model, not a curated record. The transcript is spliced from 3 exons.
AUAUUGUUAUUGAAAGCUAAUUUGUGUUAUUUUUAGGUAACCUGAUCAGUCUGGAUAGUAUUCACCCGUUUUGGAAGACACUUAUUAUUCUCGGCGGUGGGAUGGACACAUCUGCACAGGCUGAUUAUGCUGAUUUUCGGUCGGAGGAUCAUCAGUAUUUUCACGAGAUCGCUGAGGAGGUCAUGGCUAAGGAUCCUUCAAUGUUGCAUGAUAUUUCUCGUAUUUUUCGCGAGCGACUUCACCCCGAAGACUUAAGUUAUAGGGAACCAGAAGUGAAGACCAAUGUCAGAGGUCGACAAAAGGGGAGCAAAUCAACCAAGCGGGAUCCGAGUCGUUUUGAGUACAAGGACCGUGAACGUGGUCGUCCUAAGUCUUUCCAAGGUCAUCAAAACCCUACUUCCACGUCAGCUGGUUCGCAAAAUGCCGAGGUUAUUCCGAGAUUCAUUUUGCCAUUCGUUCAAGAACUUGUGGACGUGCGUGGGGACGGCAACUGUGGAUUCCGCGUCGUGGCGGACUACAUAUAUGGUGACCAGGAGAUGUGAGGACUGACUAGAAUGAACAUUGCAAACGAACUUGUCGCCCACCCUAUAUGAGGGUCUUUGCGUUGAUGGGUUAGAAGCGGCCAUUACACGUAUUAGUUGGGAAGGGGGAUCCUGCGACCCUCGCCACUGGAUGCAGGUAUUGGAUGACUUGUUCCCUAUUACCACUUUCUUCAAUGCAGCUGUUAUUUACAUAGAAGGCGGGACACUACCAGAGACGCGGUUUGGUUCCUGUACUGUUCUGCCUCUGCAUUCCUCUGAGGUCCACUCACUACCAUUGAUAGAGAUAGUGAUAAUGUAUAUUAGUCGGCGUGCUCACUUUGUUAGGUUGAAUUUACGUGAUAAUUUCCCUGUUCCACCUUGUGGUUCGACCACCGGGACCGUACUAUUGCGUCUUGGCAUACUUUAUGUGGUAGUAGGAGAGAUAAAUGAGAUAGAUUGAUAGAUCUGACAGAUUGAGUUGGUUGUAAAAUUUUAAU